CAUCAGGUGGUAUGUGUUUUUUGAACAAGGAAUGGUAUAAUGAUAAGUCCUCUGGGUUACUUCGUGAUUUGUGGAAAUCACUUGAUCUUGUUUAUGUAGGGUUAACAGAAAUCUUUAGACAGAACGAUCCCGAAUUUAAACAUCAUUGCAUCAACUUGCGAUAUGGAUUUUUAAACAAGGAUACAUUUCAGUAUCUAAAAAAAUGUAAUUAUUUAGAGGAUGAUGCA
Racocetra persica is the source of this 227-nucleotide messenger RNA. The record is from the annotation of a GenBank genome assembly. NCBI's taxonomy places the organism in Eukaryota, Fungi, Glomeromycota, Glomeromycetes, Diversisporales, Gigasporaceae.